Molecule: messenger RNA, 899 nt
Organism: Prorocentrum cordatum
Lineage: Eukaryota; Dinophyceae; Prorocentrales; Prorocentraceae
Source: the annotation of a GenBank genome assembly
AUGGCGAGCCAGGGGCUGAGCCUCAGGACUGGCCCGUCGCGAGGUCACGGUGGCAUCUGCUUGCCAGCCUGGGCGCCCGCCUCCUGGGCCCCAUCCGCGACGGUUCGGCAACUGAGCGAGCGGGCCCGCGCAAAUGCCGUGAAGUUGGCGGAGCGCGACGUGGCCGAGCGGAAGGUCAGGUUCCAGCAGUGGGUUGCCAGGCAAACUGAACGAAGCGGUGGCAGGCCCCAUGCCGCGGCGAAGCUGCCGAUCGGCUUCGCAGUGAGCCCCGUGCAGGUCAACGACGACGUGGAGUCGCAGAAGGAGUCCUACGCGCCCGUCGACCUCGGCGCCAAGGUCACUGCGCUGGAGGUGGAAUGGAGACGCUGGCGGAGGACCACUUGCGAGCAGGUGAACGUCCAGUGGCCUUCGGACCUUGGCGUGCGACCGCCAGGGCCGACGGCGCAGCAGCUUCGCAAGGUGCUGGUGACUUUUCCCGCUAGGCGCAGGCUCGUCUUCGACGGGAUCGCGCGCGAUUGGGGCACCAAGAACGAUCGCAGCUGCUCGCGGGCCUCGGCGGGGCGCAGCUGCGAGAGGGCGGUCGUCGCGGCAAGGACCGCGGCCCUGGGCAACCGCGGCAUCGAACCUGGCCCCGUGAAGCUCAAGAAGGUAGUGGGCAAGAGCAGCUGGAACAUCGACGUGUUUGGCUGUUUGCAGGAUGACGAGUGCACCUGCGAGGACCCGUCGCACGUGCGCGAGAUGGUCAACGUGACUGUGGACGGGCUGGCCUGCUACGCCUGCGAGCCCAAGCGCCCCCCCGUCUGCACCGAGGCCGCCGACCAGUGCACGCCCGAGGCGUGUGAGUGCGCCGACCCUGGGCAGUACACGAAGCAGGACGCCACCACCGUCGACGGCACACC